Ustilaginoidea virens is the source of this 417-nucleotide messenger RNA. RefSeq lists its product as uncharacterized. The record is from RefSeq and is a predicted model, not a curated record. NCBI's taxonomy places the organism in Eukaryota, Fungi, Ascomycota, Sordariomycetes, Hypocreales, Clavicipitaceae. Bases 1 to 417 code for a protein of 138 amino acids. The transcript has 2 exons.
AUGAAAGUGGCUAAUAUGGGUGCCCCGAGAUUGAUACCGUCUCAGUACGGCUACGAAGCGAAGAUGGAUGUUACCGACAGGCGAUUUUGGAUGUUCUAUAUUCGGAAUUGGUGCCCUGGUCGCAGCGUGCUAGAAGGCACAAACCUCUGGCUGAAAGACUUUGCUCAAAUGCACAAGAGCGUUGGAGUCCGCGCCGCGAUUCAAAGCCUGGCUGGCAUUUACAUAUACGAUUACCAACCACUGGAUUCCAUCCGAAGCAGAGUAAAUGAAAGAUUUAGUCAAGCCGAAGAACGACUCACUGCCUUGCUCAACGACCCCAAGACAUAUCGAGAUGAGGCUCAAGCCAAUGAGCUCAUAAGCAUUGCUGUCAUUCUCUCUAUGCAAGAUGUAAAACAAGCCCUGCCCACAAUACUGUGA